This is a messenger RNA of Dothidotthia symphoricarpi CBS 119687, 462 nucleotides long. RefSeq names its product 60S ribosomal protein-like protein L23a. Gene Ontology annotation, cellular component: cytosolic large ribosomal subunit; ribosome. The coding region runs from base 1 to 462 and encodes 153 amino acids. Gene Ontology annotation, molecular function: structural constituent of ribosome. The transcript is spliced from 5 exons. NCBI's taxonomy places the organism in Eukaryota, Fungi, Ascomycota, Dothideomycetes, Pleosporales, Dothidotthiaceae. Gene Ontology annotation, biological process: ribosomal large subunit assembly; translation. The record is from RefSeq and is a predicted model, not a curated record.
AUGGGACCCAAGCCAGCCACCAAGACUUCCACCAAGACUGGCAAGCAGGCCAAUGCCGCUGCCAAGUCGGCCCUGCGCGGAUCGUACGCGAACAAGAAGCGAGCGAUCAGGAAGAGCACCAGCUUCCACCGCCCCAAGACCCUUGAGCUGUCCCGUACGCCCAAGUACCCCCGCAAGUCGGUCCCCCAUGCUCCUCGCAUGGAUGCCUCGACCAUCCUCAUCCACCCGCUUAACACCGAGUCCGCGAUGAAGAAGAUUGAGGAGAACAACACACUCGUCUUCAUCGUCGAUGUCAAGGCCAACAAGCGCCAGAUCGCCCUUGCCCUCAAGAAGCAAUACGACGUCAACUGCGUCAAGAUCAACACGCUCAUCCGACCGGAUGGCUCCAAGAAGGCCUUUGCCCGCCUGACCGCCGACGUUGACGCUCUCGACAUUGCGGCCACCAAGCUCGCUAUCGUUUAA